Fusarium odoratissimum NRRL 54006 is the source of this 4370-nucleotide messenger RNA. RefSeq names its product dolichyl-phosphate beta-glucosyltransferase. The coding region runs from base 450 to 1685 and encodes 411 amino acids. The record is from RefSeq and is a predicted model, not a curated record. Gene Ontology annotation, cellular component: endoplasmic reticulum membrane. The transcript has 3 exons. NCBI's taxonomy places the organism in Eukaryota, Fungi, Ascomycota, Sordariomycetes, Hypocreales, Nectriaceae.
UAAUUCUUGAAAUAUGACUAUAAUUGAGUAAACGAUCAAACGUGGUUAUUCUCAUGAAUGUCUUCAAUUGUUCUAAAAAUAUUAGCCUCGGCAGUUUCCUACUGGUCAUUUCACCACUUGGUCCCUGCCGAUCCCUACCAUCUUCAUUAUAGCACCCUUUGGCACACGAGCCUGUCGCUACGUAAUCAUAGAUUAGAUGCAACGCCUCAUUCAUGCUUCGUGGCCUUCUCAUGCUGUACAAUCACAAGCAACGCACCGCAUUCAUACUCUAAAUCUUUCUUCGCCCAUGGGCGCGUUCGCCUUUUUUAUUUUCCUUUCCAUGUGUACGUUGCACCAAAUUAAUUGACAUCUCAAAUGAGCGCGCUUUAAUUCUACAAACACUCUCGCCUUUUCAUCGCUGCAUCUCCGCAGUCGCGAGUCGCAUCAAACAACCUCUCCCCUCCGCCAGCAUGGCUAUCGAACCGCCCGCGGAGUUUCUCAGGCCUUUAUGGGCUUGGGCUGAAGCAACGCCAGUCUACAUUCUUCUGUCAUUAUUUAUCGCAUUUAUUGCGCUGGCACUUCUUGGGCUCUAUGUCAUCCUCCAUCUCGUCGCGCCAAAGCCUCGACCCGUCUACGCCUCCGAAAAGACCUACCUUACCAGCCAUCCCACUGAAGGACGCACACAGCCUCAACCUCUCCCCUGCUGGUACGAUCGCUGGCUCGCUGAGCGACAGGCUAGCGAGCAGCACGUCCGCCCCGAUGAAGCAUUCCCUACUCCCGAUGCUGGAAACAUCGAACCCGCCGAAGUGCGUCUGAGCGUUGUCUUCCCAGCCUACAACGAAGAAGAUCGCGUUAUCCCGACCCUCGAAGAGGCUGUCACUUAUCUUGAUGAACACUUUGGCCGAACCAAACAAGCUGGACCUAGCGGAGCGAGUCCUACGACUAAGAGACAUGUUCGGAACGCUCCUAAGGAGGAUCUCGGCGGAUAUGAGAUCUUAGUUGUCGAUGAUGGAAGCAAGGAUAAGACAGUGGAUGUUGUCCUCAAGUUUGCCCAAGAACACGGCCUCCAUGACAUUCUUAGAGUUGUCUCACUUGCUCGCAACAGAGGCAAGGGCGGAGCGACUACUCAUGGUUUCCGACAUGUGAGGGGCGAAUACGUCCUAUUCGCUGAUGCUGAUGGCGCAUCCCGUUUCUCCGAUGCUGGUAAGCUCAUUGAAGGAUGCGAGGAGGUUGUUGAUGGAUCGUACCGCGGCGUUGCUAUUGGAAGUCGAGCUCAUCUCGUCGGCAGCGAAGCCGUUGUUAAGCGCUCGGCUCUACGAAACUUCCUCAUGCGAUCUUUCCAUCUCGUGCUCAUGAUCCUCACACCCCCUGCAACAUCGCGCAUCCGCGACACCCAAUGCGGCUUCAAGCUCUUCUCGCGAGCAUCCCUCCCACACAUCAUUCCCUACAUGCACACUGAGGGGUGGAUCUUCGACAUCGAGAUGCUCAUGCUCGCAGAGUCAGCACCCGCGACACCAGUUCUUGGCCACGAUGGCAGUGUUAUUGGCACCAGUCCCGGCAUCAAGGUUGCUGAAGUGCCCAUUGAGUGGCACGAGGUUGGUGGCAGCAAGCUCAACGUCAUUCAGGACAGUAUCAAGAUGGCUAUUGGCCUUGCGGUGCUGAGAGCGAGUUGGAUGUUUGGUGUCUAUCGAAGACGAUUGACAUAGGAUGGAGGUCAAGGGAUCAGGCAGGAUAUGAGCGUAAAUGCUCAGUAAUCACAAUGAUCAUGUCUAGUUGAAUAAAACACACAAGUCAACAAAUUUAUCGAGUACAUGAACAUAAACGGUUCGCCGUACACACGGUUAGGCUAACAAGACGCAGUAAAGUGAAGUUCAGUUGCAAUUAAUAUUAAUCUUGAAAUGAUAAUCUACUUAUAUCUCCCAAUUUCUGACCACAGGUAGUAUGGGGAUCAAGCAUGCGUAUGUGUGUGUGUAUCUAACAAAAACCCACUCCCGCUCAACACUCCGAAAUGCUCAAAUGUCUCAUAACCACCCAUGAAAAGAAGGGGCCAUAUGUACGAUCGUCCCUCGGCUCUAAUGUAUCCCAUUUCUGAAAGAAAUUUAGAUUCGUUUUAAAAUUCGACAUAAAAGUCCCAAGCCAAAGCUCCAAAAACGCCGCAGCUCUCGCUACUUAAACACAUCAUGCUCUUUUUCUCUUCUUUUUUUUCUUCCAAAUUCCAGAUUUACUGGAAUGUCUCUCGGUACAUGAUGGGAAGGAAGACAAUACAUGCCUUCCAGAGGAUGAGAACGGCAUCAAUGAUAGCGAGAGGAGCCUUGAAGAUGCCCAAGAUACCGCAGCCAAUGACGGUGCAGGCGUUGAGCCAGAUGGCGAGGAAUGCAACGGAGAAGAAGUGGUAGGCGAGGAUGAAGGGGCGCUGGAGCAUACCAGCCAAGAGAGCGACGGGGCCGUCAGUUGAGCCGCGCUUGAAGUAGUUGAAGCAACCGUAUUGAAGAGCGCGGAGCUGACGGUCGUUGGCUGCGAAUAGGGAGUACAGAGCCUGGGCGAGGACGUUGAUGAUACCGGUCAAAGGCUUGCGCUUCCAGUAAAGCUGGUCAAGCGCAUUAUUGAUGGCCUUGUUGUCAGCGAGAUCAGACACCUUGCUGGGGUGCAACUCCUCGGCAAGGAUGACAACAUCGUUGAAUGCGACAGUCAUACCACCACCAGUAAGAGGAUGUCGCAUGUUCAUAGCGUCACCGAGGAGAAUGGCUCCGUUGGCGCGCUGUUUCGUAGGAGGAAGCCAGCUGUUGGGCAUGCUUCGGGGAAUCUUGCCAUCCUCAAGAGCCUUCUCAGCUGAUGGUCGGAUGCUAGUAGGGAGUGCAGGAAGGACAUAGUUGCGGAUGUAUCCACGAACACCGCCAUUCUCAGGCGAGGCUUCGGGGAUACCUUGAGGCACAUCGAUAAGAGCGCGGGUCUCGUGAGUGCCGAUCUGGUAGAGAAGGAUAGGGAAGGCAUUGCCAAUGAUGACAUGGCCGUGGCCAGGUUCAGGAAGAUCGCAGUCUAUGAGCUCAAGAGCGUAGAACUUUGAGCAGACCUUGGGCUUGGUCCUGAGAACCUCCUGACGCCACUUGGAAUCGUAACCAUCAGCGAUAAUGGUCAACUGUCCAAAGUAGUAAUCCUUCUCCUUGACACCGGUCUCCUUGUUCUUUGUGCGACUCUCAACACCGAGAAUCUGAUCCGACACCUCUCCGCGCAGCGUCUUGACAACCUCUGUCUCAACAACAGUGAUGUUCUUGUGGUUUAUACACGACUCUCGCAGCUUAGUGAUAAAGCGGCCGUGAUGGAAACUGCAUCCAGACGGUCUCUUAUCCGCUGUGCUGUGACCUCCCCAAGCAUGUGUGACAUUGCCGUUAUCGUCGAGACCGGGGUAAGGAACGAGGACCUUCUCGCCGUGGUAGAAGACAGUGUAUCCGUAGCAAGGCAUGGCAUCGAUACCUUCGAGGCAGUGGCCGAGGCCGAUUUUCUGUAGUGAGGCGACACCGCCAGGCUGAAGAAGUUCGCCAACGAUGCGAUCGGGCUCCGAUAGCCAUCGCUCGAGAAGGAGAACGGAUCGGCCCUGGUUUGCGAGAGCGUAGGCGAUAGUGCAGCCGAAUACACCAGCUCCUACAACGACGACAUCGGCUUCAUGGUAUUGUUCGCGACGGCGAGUCUGCGACUCAGUUGAUGUGAGUACUGAAGCCAUGGUUGAAGUUAUUGGCCGUUGUAGAAGUGAAAGGAAGUUCAGUCGCGGUAGUUGAGGAGUUGUCUAACAAGACUUUCGAUGGGGAGUGGGGGGCCUAUUAAUCGCGGAUCGGGGGGCGGCGAGAAAUUGGAUGGAUUGGCCCUGGGAAUUAGGGGGUGGAAAGUGGUCAAAGAGUAAGAGCAGCAACAAGAGGCAAUGCUUUUACAAAGAGAACAAGAUCAAUGCUUUUAUGUGAGAUGACACAAUAUUCUGGCAGAUCCUCAGUUGUAAGCCAACAAAUAGUGAAGUCUUAUCUCUUAUAAGGAUGAAUCGGUUUUCGGGGGCCACAGAGCUUGUGACAAUGACGCUCUCGACUUUUGGGGGCGAGUGUAUAAGAAAGUUGGACUUUAGAUCAAUUGAGAUGGAAUUCUGGGCGAUUGAACCGAUUUAAACACCACAGACACUUUCAAGGGCGACAAUUCCUCUCGUCUGAUCGCAAUUGACCGGAUAUGCGCCGUUUAUAGGGUCCCUUUUCCUCUCAUUCUCGUGGCAUUCAAUCCUCCAGGAUAUCAACAAAUCAGCCUAUAAGCCGUCACUGAAUGUCAUGUCAGGGGGCCCAAAUUCAAAGAAACGAAAAAAAACACCAACAAGAGAAAUGGACCCUUGGCUGGCAUGGGGCGAUCCUGGCAUUCUC